CCCCGAGGCACGGGGAGAACAUGCAAACUCCACACACACAAGGUGGAGGCGGGAAUCGAACCCCCAACCCUGGAGGUGUGAGGCGAACGUGCUAACCAAUAAGCCACCGUGGGGGCUUUUACCCUUAAAAAGGGACUUUUACCCUACUAUAAAAGAUUUUUCUUUAGCUUUAACAAUGAAAGUAGUUACUAGUAAUGUUUUUGUUAAUAUAAUAAUUUGUUAAUAUAACCUACUGUAAUAGAUUUUAACGAAAAAUGUCUGCAUUUUUAGAUUGCAUUUUUUUUUUUCAAUCAGGAGUCUUGAGCUGUCACUGAGAGAGAAAACAAUAUCUAGGAGGCAAAAGGAAAGGAGUUAGAAAAUAAACACACGUAUUAAGACACAUUUAAAAGAUUCGGCUUUACCUCUGGUACAAAACGGCCUUGUUGAAUUCUGAUAAUUCACUAAUAAUUAGUUCAAAUCCUUAAUAAAGCUCAACAAAAUGUCACCUUCCCAGCGUUCUCUUUCCUCACAAAUAUCUUCCUCUUCUUGAUGACUAUUCUUCCUGGCACAGCUUCAGUCAGAUUGAGUUCACACACACACCUGGAGAAGAGAAUACUGACGGUGAGAGAACUGGACGAGAGAAAACAGAGAACCUUCUGCUCUACUGAUAAGAAAACGGGCUUCAAAUUGGAAGGAGUGAGGUCAAUUCAAUCAAUUCUGGAGAUCAAUUCUACUCAAGAGUAUGUGGGAUCCACCUUCAUCCUGGAGGCUUUGAGGAGAGCCAGAGAGCUAACGGAUGCUGCUUAUGCACGGACUAACGAGAGAGUCAAGAUGUCCGUAAAAGAAGGUUCUUUUCGUCCCAGUGACCUGCUGGCUCAGUUUAAACAGAUCGGCACCGGCACGAGGGCGCACGUCAGAGCUGCGGAGCUGCUGGAUAACACCGUGGAACUCAUCAGAGAGAUGGUGUACACACACACUAUGGCUCAGCCUAAACAUACUGAGCUGUUGAGCAAGGACGACGUGGAGAUUUUGUUGGAGGCUACGGGUUGUUCGGCAGAGAUAAAGAGACCUGCGUGCAAAGGCGACUGCCUUUCAGAGCGCUACCGCACCAUCACUGGCCACUGCAACAAUAGGCGGAAUCCACUGCUGGGAGCCGCUAAUACUCCGUAUGCUCGGUGGCUUCCACCAGCGUAUGAAGAUUUUCAUGGUACACCCAGAGGAUGGAACCUCCAACACACCUACCGUAACUUUACCUUGCCUCCAGUUCGAGUUGUGUCACAGGAGGUGUUGUACACCCAGAACGAGAAGAUCUCUUUGGAUUUGUCUCUGUCUCACCUGCUGGUGGAGUGGGGACAGUGGAUUGACCAUGAUCUGUCACUGACCCCUCAGAGCCCCAGUACGGCUUCGUUCAGGACCGGAGCAGACUGCACUCGCACCUGCAGCAGAGACACACCAUGUUUCCCCAUACAGAUCCCUCCGACAGACCCUCGUCGCAGUGUUCAGAGCUGCAUGCCGUUUUUCCGCUCAGCUCCCAGUUGUAUAGAUGCCUCAGUCGUGUGUCGUCAUCGAGAGCAGCUGAACGCCAUCACAGCCUUCGUAGAUGCCAGUAUGGUGUACGGCAGUUCAGACGAUCUUGCUCGCUCUCUGCGUAAUCUGUCCUCUCCUCUAGGCCUACUCAAACACAACCAGCUGCAUGCAGACCGAGGACUUGCCUACCUGCCCUACCUGCCUCGAACACACACCCAACUAGACCCAUGUGCACCACGAGAAGGUUCCAACACAGCAAAGAACACAACGUCUAUGGGUAACUUGACCUUCUGCUACCUUGCAGGUGAUUCUCGGGCUAAUGAGCACUUGGGGAUGAUUGCUCUCCACACACUGUUUCUGAGAGAGCAUAAUCGAUUAGCCAAGGAGCUCCACAAGCUCAACCCCUACUGGAGCCCAGAUACACUAUAUCAAGAGGCCAGGAAAAUCCUUGGAGCUGUCCAUCAGGUCCUGACAUGGGAUCACUAUUUGCGACACAUUCUGGGGCACAGUGCAUAUUCCGAACUCAUGCCCCCCUAUCAGGGUUAUGACCUUGAAACUGACCCCAGUAUUACCAACGGUUUCUCCACUGCUGCCUUUCGCUUUGCCCAUGUGACCGUACAGCCCAUAGUGAACCGACUAGGACCCGGAUAUCAGCUUGACCCUAAACAUCCACCACUGCCUUUACACCACUCACUGUUUGCCUCUUGGAGGGUAGUAGAAGAAGGUGGUAUAGAUCCAGUGCUGCGGGGUUUGUUGUUGUCCCCAGCUAAACUCCAGGCUCCUGAGCAGAUGAUGGUGGAGGAGUUGACUGAGAGACUGUUCCAGGCUCAUGGUGGGCUGCCGCUUGACCUUGGGGCUCUAAACCUGCAGAGGGGGCGUGAUCACGGCCUUCCUGGUUACGGUGCAUGGCGAGAGUUUUGUGGCCUUUCCGUCCCUGCAAAUGAAUCUGAUUUAAUAGAAAUUCUGCAGAACGUAGGUUUGGUGCGUAAGCUGCUUGCUCUGUAUGGUACAGCCUGGAAUAUUGAUGUGUGGGUGGGUGGUAUCUCAGAGCCCGCUGUGUCUGGUGGGAGAGUUGGGCCGCUGCUAUCCUGCCUGAUAGCCAAACAGUUUCGUGCACUCAGAGAUGGAGACAGGUUCUGGUGGGAGCGAGAGGGUGUGUUCAGCACUGCUCAGAGACGCUCACUGCGUACGGUAUCUCUCUCUCGAAUCAUAUGUGACAACACACACAUCUGCCUGGUGCCCUCGGACCCAUUUGUACGGACGCUCCACCCUGACGAGCUGCUACCCUGCACACACACAAACAUCACACACCUUAAUCUUUCUGCAUGGAAGGAGCCAGACACUGAUCCAGUGUGCGGCUCCAUUCCUCGACUGAAACUGGGUUUCUCUGUGCUGUGUGAUUCAGCAGUGCUGUACCAGUGUCCUUCUGGCUAUCUGCUUCACGGGGCCACCCACGUCACCUGUGACCCAAACACACGUCUCUGGACUCCAAACCUACCAACUUGUCAAGAUAUAGACGAGUGCUUCAGUGGGUCUGUCUGUCCACCAAAUCUGCUGUGCCACAACACCCCAGGUUCCUUCAUUUGCACAGAGUCCACGACAUUUUCUGCCACCUCCAUCUCUGCUGCAGUGAUGACAGUGACGGGAGGUGUUGCUGUGAUGGCUCUAAUAGUGAGUUGCUAUAAAAGGUUUUUCAUCAAAAAAGGAAGAGUCAGCAGAAUAUGCUGUAAUAAGAAAAACUGAACUGAAGUUCUGAACAUUUAAAUCAGCGCUCAAGUUCACCCUUCCUAACCACUAGGGGUGAUGUGAAUCAUCUGGAUGCCACCUUGUGCAUGUAUUUCUGCAAAAUGACACAGCAUGUUGCAUGUUACAGUAGCUGUCUAUGUCCCCAUCAGGACAGCAUUGUCUCAACAGAAUAUUGCACAUCCCCCCACCACCUAGCUGACUAGCAGGCCUGUGGCAAGUAUGCAGCUAGUGUGGAAGAGAAGUUUCUGCUAAUCCGCAGCUAGAAAUUGGUUUUCUUCUCCACAAUACUUAUCUAUUCCCUUUACUCGAGUAGGAUUUGCCACAUAGUUCAGGUUACACCCAACGGUUAGCCACAAGAGCCUGUAUCUGAUCUCUUGGAAGCUAAAGAUGGGUUUAACGUUGGUCUAUGUGCUCACUGCCUCAGUGUUGGGGAUCUUAUGGAUGUGGGUUUGAAUCAGACGACAUCUGUGAUGACUGUCAUGUGUCAACAUGGUGUGCUCAGCUUAAGAGUUUGAAUCCCAGAUCCACCAAGCUGCCACUCCUUGGCCAUGGGCAAGGACUUCAAACCUGUAAUUGCUCAGUUGUAUAAAAAGCGAUAACAAUGUAAGUCGCACUGGAUAAAAGUGUAUGCCAAAAGCCAUAAAUGUAAAUGUACCAAUGCCAAGUCAACACAUUGCAGCCUGCCAGGAUAAAGUGCUCUUACCCUUGACUGGCCUCCACACCAUUAUUUUGCCUCCUUUAUCGAUGAUUCUUUCCAUGUUGUGCAAAAUCUUGGAGUUCUCAUAACCCCAAGAUAUCAUGUUCUUGUCAAGGUUUGUUUGUGCAUGUUAGGAUGUUAGUUUAUAUAAAAUAUAAAUAUAAUAUUUUAUAUAUAUAUAUUUAUAUAUAGCAUGUUCUUGAGAUUCUGUAAGAUUACCAUCACUUUCCUCAGUGGAGCGAGUGUUGGUCCGCACUGCACCUUUUAGGAUAAGACGGUUCCUCUUGAUAUUUGUGGCAUACAUUAUCCAUAGUGAACAUAGUGAAAUACAUAGUGAAAUACAUCACAUACAUAGUGAAACCCAGAUAUGGUUGUUAAACCUUAUAAACCUGUGCUGGCUCAAGUUCGCAUCACUACAUGACUUGGAAAAGCGUCCAGUUGAUUCGCACCUCCUGUAGCGGUUAUCUAUGGUUCACAGAGUUCUUUUAUAUACUGUACGUAAUCAAAUAUGUAUUAUUUAUUGUUCUGCAGUGACAUGAAUUGUGUGUAUUAUUGUGUAUCUGAUUAAUUAAACACUAAUUAAUCUCUUCUUAACAAAGCAGGCCAACACUUUACUCAUACCAAUCAUUAUCGGUAUUAUUUUGUAUGCCGUGUAACUUUAAGUGCUGGUUCUCUGUUAAACUUGUUCCUCUGUAAGAUUUUCCACUGCCCCAGAAAUCUGUUAUUGUUGCCCUCUUUACCUUACCUCAUAAGAGACAUAACAGAUUUAUAGCCUACCAGCACCUCUGCUAUGGAGUCAGCUUCUCCAUACAGCCAGUCCAUCAAAAUAUUAUCCAGUGUUGUAAAAGAGGUCUUCUUAUCCUUUUUGUAUCCCACUCCCUCGAUUUAUAUGAACUUAUGAAGUUAAGAGAUCAUCUAUUCUAAAGGUCUGACACAAAGACGCAUCAUUAAAACAUAAAGUAGGAAGACUGUAUUCCUUUACAUCCCUAAUCUGCUCCUCAAGCCUAUAGAUAUCUGCUACAGUGAAUUCAGAUCACAUAUUCAUUCAAACCCAUGACUCAGAGUUACAC
This is a messenger RNA of Tachysurus vachellii, 5019 nucleotides long. It is a transcript of the gene epx, whose product is annotated as eosinophil peroxidase. The record is from RefSeq and is a predicted model, not a curated record. Gene Ontology annotation, molecular function: calcium ion binding; heme binding; peroxidase activity. Gene Ontology annotation, biological process: response to oxidative stress. Lineage: Eukaryota; Metazoa; Chordata; Actinopteri; Siluriformes; Bagridae. Bases 529 to 3249 code for a protein of 906 amino acids. The transcript is spliced from 17 exons.